AUGACCGACACGGACAGUCAAUACACCUCAUUGGUGAGUAAGUUUAUUAAAUAUUUUUAUUUAUAUAUUUUGUGAUUUUAUUAAUAUUUAUAUUUUAUUAAAGCUACUUGGCCGUGCCACGUACGUAAUUAUUAAUAGCCGUUUUCACAUUAGAAGACGGACAAGUCGUCUAGAGAUGUGAAAACAUCAUCAUCAGAUGUGAAAACGUGUCGUACAAAAUUAUAGACGAACAAGUCGUCUGAAUUUGUUCGACUACUUGUCCGUCUGUGAAGACGAUUUUUGAGAGACGAUUUGUUCGUCUAGACGACUUGUCCGUCUCUAAUGUGAAUAGGGCUAAUCUAUCAGCGUACUUUUAUUUGCAACAUUCUUGAACAUUGAUAUAUAAUGUUACUCUCUGGUCCAAACUUAUAUUUCAGCAAUACAUUUUGAUACACUAGAUGCUGUAUGGAGUCUUCAUUUCGUUAUACUUUGUUUACAUAUUUUUCACUUACAGCAUGAUCUGUGUAUAUAAAUAUUAUAAAGCGCUCUCUCUCAACGAGUGAAAUUGUCUGGCAUUAGCCAGAGAAAGAUAAUAAAGUAAGACAAAUCAGAGUGCACCUUAAUGGGUUAAUUAACUAGACACAUUGGCAUUAUAUAUUUGCUGAUCAACCUAUUGAGUGCCAGCACUCUUUCCUUGAGUCCUUGUAAAUAAUUCAGUACAGUUCUUAAUAUUAUUCUUUAUGGAAUUUUUUUCUAUUUUCAAAAUCAUGAACAGUCUCUCAAAUUGAUCAAAAUAUAUUGUUGUUAGAUUGUACGAUAUAUAUAUAUAUAUAAACAAUUAUGUAUAUAAACAAUGUAUAUAUUUAUUAUAUUUAGGGAUGGGCCGAUAUCGAUACCAAAUACUCGAUACAUCGAUACCAGGGUUUUGAAGAAAAGUAUCGAUACUGGCAAGAAAUAUCGAUUGUUUUGAUACUUCUGAGCCUGCGAUAUUUUUUCAUUUUGGUCGGCGGACUCAUCAUGAAAAUUAUACCAGAAAGCCUAAAUAGUCUAAAUAGGUGUAAAUACUAUCAAAGUAGUUCAUUUUCUAUGGUGCUUAAUGGUCCACGGGCAGGAUCAGAGUUUGUGGUUAUGUUAGUUACAAUCAUGAAAAUAAACGUGUUGAAAACAUAUUCAACCAGCAUGAUUUUGGAGUUGAAGAGAUGAAAAUAGUCUCUUGUUGUUGUGGUUGUUCGAGUUGGGAAAAUAUCGAUAUCGAAAAAAAAAUGGCAAAUAUAUACUUUGCAAGGGUAGUAGUGAAGUAGUUGUAGUUUGCUACUUUAGUGAACUACAAUUUUCAAGUAGCCAGUAGUUUUUGAAUACUUUGUUUAAAACAGUAGCUUUAGUUAUAGCAAACUACAUUUUGCCUAAAAGUAGCCAAGUAGUUGACUACUUUUCAAACAGGGAAUUGCUAUUUGCCACUUUUUAAAAUUGUUAGCAACUUGAUAGAAUAGCACAAUAUUGAGACAUGGUUUGCUUAAAAUCAAUACUCAAUAGUCAACUUGCACCCGUGAAUGCUGUAGGGCUUACAAAAAUGUUGCUUUGUGUUUACUGUUAGCUGUUGCUACUUGUAAGUCAAUUUGUUAUAGGUUACAUUACACCUGAGUUAGUAGAUGCUCAAUCCAAAUGCACUAAAACUAAAAAUAUAUAGCAUAGCGAAAUACAGUAGUUUGCUACAUUUUUAAGCAGUAGCUGUAGUCAGUAGCGAACUACCUUUGUUCAAGAGUAGCAAUAGUUGUAGCCGACUAAAUAUUUUUGAAGUAGCUGUAGUUAUAGCGAACUACAAAAAUUUUGUAGUCAACCCACCCUUGAUACUUUGUGAAAUCGACCUAGCCCCAAUAAAUCAGUAUGUAAACGUAGCUUGAAGUAUUAUUUACUGCAAAAAAUGUCUGACAAAAUGUUCAAUCAAAUUCCAUUUUGGUCGGACAUUUGUUCCGGACAAUUGUGACAGUUAUUUCAGGCUCUGUCAACACCAUAUGUCCUGAUAAAUUUCUCUCUCCCGAAAGAAUUAAAUCAGUGUUGGUAUCGAAACAGCACAGCUGUUUUGCUGAAGGAUUCGAUUCUUGUUAAGAAUAAUUGAUUGUCAAAAAGCAGUGUUUCCACAACCCUUGUUGCCCAAGGUUUUUGUAUAUCUUUCGCCGUAAUUUCCCGCUCUAUUUAAUAUGAGCGGGAUUAAGGCGAAAGAUAUACAAGAACCUCUGGCAAACAGGGUAUGUUUCCGCUUAUAAAACUAAAUUCUGAUUUCAAAAGAAAAUGCCCUUAUGCAUGUAAUGUGCAUAAUGGCUGCCUUGAGAGUGCAUGGGGCAAAUUGGCAUCAGGCUAAAGGAACACUAUCAUUACAAUUUUACAAAUAAGUUGUUACAAUCAAAUCAUCUAUCUUUUACUCUGAAUCGCCAAAGUCUCUGGGCACCCCUGAAACUUUGCACUAUCUUUAGGCCCUCUGAUUUUCAAAGUAAUAUUCCGUCCAGGUUUCUGAGUUUACAUUCAUCUUGUAUUGUUUAAUAGGCUGGGUUUGUGUAUAUUUUCAACCUCAUUGUCGGGGCUGGUGCAUUGGCAUUGCCACGGGCAUUCAGUGAAGCAGGAUUACUCUUAUCAGCUGUCAUUGUUGUGAUUCUUGCAUUUUUAAGGUAGAACUUGGCUUGUUUGUGUAAUUAUUAAAUUUGAUGUUUAAUUAAGGAUAAUGGACCAGGGCUGCAAAUAAAUAUUUGACUUGACAGGACAUUUGUCCGAUCACUUUUAAUUUUGGUCGGACAUAACUUGAAUUUGGUUGGACAUAUAUGCCACAGGCCUGCCAAGGUUCCCGCAUUUCGCGUGAAAGUUACGCAUUCUGCUUUUGUUCCCGCUGUACCGCACGCAUAACUAAAAUGAUCUUAAAGUUACGCAUUUUUACCAUUACAUGAUGCUAUCCCACUUUUCAUACAAUAACUCAUUGACACUGAACGCUGUGUGCAAACGUGGAAUUAGAGUUAACCAAUAGACCAACCAAAUAAAUACGUUCAGACGCAUCAUUGGCCUGGGGGUACGCUUUCUGACGAUCUGGAGAUUCCAAAUUUCCAAAAUUUUCUCAAUUUUCCUAGUCACAUUAAACUGUAAGUAACACUGUCAUAUUGAUCAGUAGUUAUUUUACUUAUCUUCAUUGUUAGGCAGUAGUAAAACAUUGAAAUCUUGGGUAGGAAAGAAUCUCAAAAUGCUAUUUUCGACAGUCUAGAGAAUUCAAAUUUUCAAAAUUUUUUGCUUGGCACCAACCAUGAUAGCGCCUCCCGGGCGUCGCAAAAUCAGGUGAAUUGAAACAAUUCAGGCGGUAAAUCUAACCUCUCCCCCCCCAAGGCAAAGUCCUCGCAACGGCCCUGGUCACGCAUUCUUAUCUUCCGAACUUGGCAGGUCUGACGUCACAAGACAUAUAUAAGUCACGAGACAUUAGCAUGUAUAGCCAUUCCGGCGCAACGUUAAGUAAAAUGCUAGAAUGCCCCGUAAAUUUUAUUGCAAAAUGAGUGAAUUUGCAAUCGCAUUUUGUCACAGCAAAAAAAAAUGUAUAAUGUGACAAUAUAUUUUUUUGAUCGGACCAAUGUCCGAUCAAAAUUACUUUUGCUCGGACAUUUGCCAAAUUUAGUCGGACAUUGUCACAACUCACAAACUAUAGCCACCAAAUGUAACAGCAUACUUGUUGACAUAUUGUUUUCUUCAAUUUUCCAUUUUAUUUCCUGUGCUUUUUGUUUUGAUUUAUUUAUUUUAAAUAGUUCUUAAUUAUGCUUGACUCUUCUAAUAUUUUCGAUCUUUAAUCAACCUUCUCUUUACUCUUAUCUCAAAAUUCUACCAGUAAAUCAAAAACUUUGCUGACCAGCCCGUAAAAUAUGUUUUUCAUCUGAUAAAAUGUCUGAUGACUUUUGUUCUGGCCACUAUGGCCCCUUAGGCCCUAGAUACUUUCCUGCCUCGUCCCCAGGCGCUAAUUAAAAAUUUCAUGCAAGUCACUAUAUGAAAGAUUUACAUGCAUCGCGAUGAACAAGCGCACGGGUUUACAACGCUCAUAUCCCACUCCCCUUUGCGCGCCUAGAAUGUGACGCACUACUUCAUGUAAACCUUUCAUAUAGUGACACGCAUGAAAUUUUUUUAUUAGCGCCUGGGGACGAGGCAGGAUACUUUCUAUAGCCUUUAAUAUUAUUCCUUUGCGUUCACUCGUUUUCGCGGUAUUUUUCCGUAAACCGCAUCUCAUUAACGAGCCAGGGGGUAUUUUGACCAGUGUUUUUCUGGCUCGGUUCUCACGCCUCAGUGAGCAUUCUUUUUUUACAAAGCGAAUUUUAGCGAAUAAAAGCAUCAUUUUAAAACUUAUUCGUCUGUGUUAUACUGCUGUUGAAGGGGACAAGGCCUCGCUUAACCCGAAGGAAAAGAAUAACUUUGUCUUUGAGUUUGGGUCGGACAUAUGUAUGAUAAUGUCCGAUGAGCAACAGUUUAGUUUUAUAGCCCGGAAAUAAGUCUGAAUACUUAUUUCCAAGCCAAAAUUAACUUGCAUGCCAUAACAACAGUAAGAUGUCGACACUUUAGUUCGUUUUUCACUUCACAAUUUCGUUCGCCGCCGGCAAGAUUUUGAUUUACGUUGGACAAAGGCGUCAAAGCAACAGUUGGGUUGGACACCAAUUCACUCGGGUCGGACAAACAAUAAAUCUCAGUUUCAUUUAGGUCGGACAGAAUGUCCGUGACCGACCGAUCCUGUUACUGACUAUAUCUUGAAAUACUUUAGCAGUUUUUCUCAUGAAUAUUCAAUUGAGCAUGAACAUUCUACGCAUGUUCAGUUAAGAUAUGAGCUACUCAGCUGCCAGCUUGUGGCCACAAUUUCUGAUCGUGCUGUACAUGAGCAUGUUUCAUUUGACAGUGACAUGCUUACCUGAAAUAGGCAAUUUAGUAGGAAUUGCAUUUUAUAUUUAACUGCAGUGAAACACGCAAUUUGAUUGGUCAAUAGCCGUGCAGGAUCAGGCUAUCCUGCCCUAGCCUCCUGCGCGGGCAUCUCGUGGUUCACUUACUUUACAAAGAAAUUAUAUACGUUCUCGACGAUUAAGAGAUGCUAAUCCUGCCCGAGGAAUUAAAAUGCCUUCGCUGGAUUCUCAAAAUGUCAUUGUUUCAAUGUAGUUAUUUUAUAAAACAAUAACCAAAUGGUUUUCCAAGCAGGAUAGCAUGAUCCUUGCACUUGGGAUGUUGCUCGACUUUUGGAAAGCGUAAAUAUGCACUCGCCUGCGGCUCUAGUAUUUUUACGCUUUCCGAAAGACUCGCGACAUCCCUCAUGCAUGGAUCACGCAAUCCUGCACGGAAAACCAUUCGGUAUUCCUUUAAGGCUAAUUUCCACUCUGGAAAAUUAUCUGUGGAUUGGAACGGACAAGAAAAUUUUUCUUUGUCUUGUGAGCUCUGGGUUGGAACUAAUGACCUUAACACAAAGAAAAAUUAUCUUGUCCGUUCCAGUCCACGAAUAAUUUUCCUGAGUGGAAAUUAGCCUUUAGUGUUGGCUAAUUAUUUUCGGACUAAUAGACUGUACUGAUUAAAUAUUGCACUCUGCCCUACAUGAGUAAGAAUCUGACAGCUUGUCAACAAGAUGUGUUCGCAUUGCUUGUUCCCUGUUGUUGACACGUCUGGAAAGUUGUUAUCAUCUUGUUGCAAUGUUGAUGAAGAAUAGACUUGCGACAAGUUGUUCUAACAAAUCUGAUAUCGUCUGAACAAAACAAGUUGUUAACAAGUUGAUGACAACAAGGUCGUGGCAACUUGUUACAAACAACUUGUUGGAACAACUUGUAGCACGUCUGCAUGCUAGCGUCAUCAACCUUGUAACAGGAUGAUGGUUCCAGACUAGUCACAAGAACUGGUAAGAAAGAGUGUGAACACAUGAUGAUAUCGACUCAACAACAACCUUCUUACAACUUCUUUGCAGAUCUGUAACAACUUGCGCGUUUUUACAGUAUGUGUGUUAGUGUGUAAUGGACUAGUUUCCAUUUGGACUAGCUUCCAUGUGGAUAUUUUCUCAUGUUUUGUGCACAGUAGCUACUGUAGGUUUAAGUUUUGUGGAUCAAAAUCAACGAGGAACAUAUUCAUGGACGAAACUUGGGGAUAUGACCUUUAUGUUUGCCUGCUAUGCUAAAACAGACAAACAUGAAAAUGAGGCCAUUAGGGAAAAAUGCAUGCAAUGUAAACAAUAAAUUCUAGUGUUAACAGGUCCCUCUUCCUCGUCUUAUGUUUGAGAUAGCACUACGACUGGACUGGAUAAAAAUAUAAUUGUUUGUCAAUGUUUUGGAAAUUAUAGUUUUAUGACAUGUUCAUUUAUGGUGGAAUCAAUGGCUAUUGCAAAUGCUAUCUUGCGACAAAAGGCCCACGAUGAAGAAUCUGAG
Molecule: messenger RNA, 6380 nt
Organism: Paramuricea clavata
Lineage: Eukaryota; Metazoa; Cnidaria; Anthozoa; Malacalcyonacea; Plexauridae
Source: the annotation of a GenBank genome assembly